UGUUACUCAAGACAAGCAGCAUUGAGAUUUCGGCGACAGUGUCUGAAAGAUGUGUAGCUCCUGAAAAACAUGCUGUCCUCAGAGCACGCGAUGUUUCUGUUUGCUGGGGUAAAAUCUAACUGAAGUCUAGUUAAAGCGUCGGUGGAAUCCACUGUUAAAAGACGGAUUGUAGAAAAGCACGAGCGAUCAACGAGACGAGAUUUGCACGCGCUGCCGUAGGAGAUCAGCGGACGGCUGUCUGAGAUCUAUUCAACAACAUUUCUUUGUUUCUCCGUGUAAUUCCGGUUUUCUUUCGUCUUUAAUAUGGCGAGCGAUUCUCCGGCUCGGAGUCUGGAUGAAAUAGACCUCUCUGCGUUAAGGGACCCUGCAGGAAUAUUUGAGCUGGUGGAACUCGUGGGCAAUGGCACAUAUGGGCAGGUGUACAAGGGCCGACAUGUCAAAACAGGUCAACUGGCUGCUAUCAAGUGCAUGGAUGUCACAGGGGAGGAAGAGGAGGAGAUCAAAGCUGAGAUCAACAUGCUGAAGAAAUACUCUCACCACAGGAACAUCGCCACCUACUAUGGCGCCUUCAUUAAAAAGAACCCUCCCGGUGUGGACGACCAGCUGUGGGUGAGUACCGUGCCCCACUGUGCCAGUGGAAAUGGAGAGUGUGUGUCCAUCUGUGCUUCACACACACUGCCCUGUGUAUACGUGGUCUUUUUUGGACCCAUGGGGAAGU
This is a messenger RNA of Rhinichthys klamathensis goyatoka, 718 nucleotides long. RefSeq names its product traf2 and NCK-interacting protein kinase-like. The transcript is spliced from 4 exons. The record is from RefSeq and is a predicted model, not a curated record. Lineage: Eukaryota; Metazoa; Chordata; Actinopteri; Cypriniformes; Leuciscidae. Gene Ontology annotation, molecular function: ATP binding; protein kinase activity. Gene Ontology annotation, biological process: protein phosphorylation. The annotation marks the transcript as partial.